AUGUGUGAAACUAAAGACAGAGGUGGAAAGACGUGGGACAUCGUGAUCAACGGCAAGACGGUGAAGAAGGAUUUCACCAACAAGUGGGCCCACCACAAUACCGCCAUGUACCACUUCAAGUGCAUCCGCACCAACGCCGGCAUGAUCGAGGUGUCGAUCGUUGCCACUUCGUCCAGCAAGCCGCAGGCGAGGUUCUCCACCUUGGAGUUCGAGAAGUCCACGGACGGCUGCGGCGAGUGCGAGGGCACGUCCUGCGGAAAAGGCUUCUGCAGCGCAGCCACCUUCUACGACCGUGCGGUCGAUGGUGGAUGGGGCGCUCGUGGAACGUCUCUGAUGCCCAACCAGCUGGAUCAGGAAGUGCCCGAGAGCACUCUGCAGUGCGCUUGCGACGAGGGAGUGCAGGGUGAUUCCUGCGAUGUCGGCUCUUGUGCCGCAGUUAACUGCAACGAGCCUUUUGGGGGAUUCUGCAGCAACGGCACCUGCACCUGCAUCUCCGGCCACUCGGGUGCCAACUGCGAGGUGGCACCUGUGCGGGAUCAGUUCGGCUGCUACGCCCAGCACGAGGUAAUCUCGGACCGCAUGACGGUGUCCACGGUGUGCCUCCCGGAGCUCAUCGCGGGCCCAGCCCGGCAUGGGAAUCUGUUCCGUGGGCCUUCCCCCAUGAGCACCGUGUCCGACAAGGUGCAGCCGGACGUCGCCUACUUCUCCUGGACGCCGGACGUGCAGUUCGGGAAGCCCCAGGUCGCUCCGGGGAGCGAAGGCCGGAUCUACGUCAGCAAGUUGAAGGUUCCCUGGAAGGGGAUUCCAGUCCUAGAGAAGAGCCUGGCUUUUGACGGCUUUGUCCGUGCGGGAGGCAUCGACGUGACGGAGGACGGCAUCAUUGGGACGCUCUGUGCAAAGUACUGGCAGCCCUGGGUAGCGAAUAAGAACAGCCACCUGGACAAAGCUGCCAUGGUUUUGGCUGUAUGUGAGGUGAACAGCACCACCAUGGAGAAGCAUCGCUUACCCUGGCAGAUCGGAAAGCA
Symbiodinium pilosum is the source of this 1025-nucleotide messenger RNA. The record is from the annotation of a GenBank genome assembly. Lineage: Eukaryota; Dinophyceae; Suessiales; Symbiodiniaceae.